Messenger RNA from Blastocystis hominis, 696 nucleotides. RefSeq lists its product as hypothetical. Gene Ontology annotation, molecular function: hydrolase activity. The transcript has 4 exons. The coding region runs from base 1 to 696 and encodes 231 amino acids. NCBI's taxonomy places the organism in Eukaryota, Bigyra, Opalinata, Blastocystidae. The record is from RefSeq and is a predicted model, not a curated record.
AUGACUCAUAUAAACUUUCGCAUCUUUGCAUCCACCGUAGUUCCUGCUAUCAAUCCCGAUAUCGUGAUUCACACGGGCGAUAUUACGGAUGGAUGGAUUGAGGGAUUGAAGAGUGGCGAUAUUGUUGAAGAAUGGGAAAUGUACAAAUCUACCCUUGUCGAACAUGGGUAUUUCAACAACUCAUUCUGGCUCGAUAUUCGAGGAAACCACGAUAAUUCGAACCAGCAAAGCGGCAUUCGCCACAGCUACUACAACUACAGCACCUGGGGACACGAGGGACCCGUAUUCAACAAGGUCUAUACCCGACCAUUCGGCCGCUACUGUUUCAUCGGUCUCGACGCAACGCUGAGUCCCUCCCCCGGCGUGAUGAUGACGUAUUUCGGCUACGUUUCUUCCGUAAACCGCGCGAAGCUCCUCGAUUCUCUCCGUUCCGACACCCAAUCCUGCAACCACACCAUCGUGUUCACGCACUACCCCACGAUGUACCUCAAUUCGCCCGCGCUGCACGCGAUUUACCGCGACAACGCGCCCUCCUUCGUGCUCUCCGGACACGUGCACGCCACGCUGGGGAACCGCGCGAACGUUGGCUCGGUGGAUCGGACUGAGUUGCAGGCGAAGAUCAACCCGCGAACCAUCGAAUGCGUGGUUCGCGACUUCAAACGAAAGCGAAUGUUUGUUGAACUAAUGAAUGAAUGA